Capronia coronata CBS 617.96 is the source of this 3117-nucleotide messenger RNA. RefSeq lists its product as uncharacterized. The transcript has a single exon. The record is from RefSeq and is a predicted model, not a curated record. The coding region runs from base 1 to 3117 and encodes 1038 amino acids. NCBI's taxonomy places the organism in Eukaryota, Fungi, Ascomycota, Eurotiomycetes, Chaetothyriales, Herpotrichiellaceae.
AUGCCCACCAAAUGGUUAUCGCGUCGGCACAGACAUCCUGCUUCCCACAACCAUUCCAACUCAUACUCAGCGCCGAACUACAGGCAGGACUUUGAUUUUCCUUUCCAGGAACAGUCAUCCAGCGUCUUCAGCGGUCCAGGCAGAAAUCGAGCUGUCGUGACCUCAAGGCCGGUCGACAUCCGUCCAACAACGGCCGGAGCGCCCACAGGAAGGCGAAGGCAGCGUGCUCCAGUGCCUGCCACCCGACCAGAGACAUCUGACAACCACAAACCUAUGCCUAUGCAGGUCAGCAAUGUCAUGUUAAGGUCAGACGAUGGUCUGAUCGGCCUCGCCUUCGGCAGCCCGUCCCAUCCUCCUCAGUCCUUUUGUACUCCUAGCAUGGAAUCCGUCCCGCUGGAACUCAAUCCCACCCUCCGACACAACCAUCCGUCCCCCGACAAAUCAGCACAAAUGCAGUCGAGGAAGUGGAGGAAGCUGGGGAGUCUGUUCAAGUCCCGGGAAGCUGUGGUUCGACGGGAUGAGGUCCCUCCAGGUCCAACGAUCGGGUUGCCGACCGGAUUGGUGAUGCUGGAUAAGAGUCCGACAAGUCAGAGUAGAAUUCUGGACGCGCAUAAACUACAACCAAUACAGUCGGAUUCACGUCAAGGUGAUACUCCAUCAUCGCUCGACAAGAAACCAGCCGCGAACCUUGAAGUUCCUGAGAAGAUGGGAAUCAAGUCGGGAGAUGAUAUGAUAUCAAGGCCGUCGACAGCCACCGAUGCCAAUAUACAAAGUGAGCUGCACAGGAGACCUCCUUUGCCGAAACUUGAACUGGAGAUCCCAACGGAGCCUCUCGAUCGGUUUAGUGUCAUGUUCCGCAAUCUACCAGCCGCCACCCGCUCUUCGUCUCUGCUAGCCAGACGGAGCAAGACCCUGAGGAGUCUGAAGUCCUUUGAAGACAUUGCACCCAUGACUGGUCCAGACAAAGACAAUUACAUGCCUCAUUCAACCACCGAGUCGCUGACGCCCCUCAUGCCACCGAGACUCUUAACAACACCAACGAGGGCGAGAUCACCAGCAGGUUGCAAAUAUUCGUUGUUUCCCACCACAUCUUCUACGCCAGUGAAGAACCCUGGGCACGGCGCGACCUUGGAAAAUGGUGGCCGUGGCAGAUCUCAAUUGAAAAGAUCAAUGACCUCGCCGGCCCGUCUGUCUCCCAUGCAAGAUCACUUCGCGGCGGCAAAGCCAAAACCUCUCAACCUCCUGAAAAGGACAUCAUCCAGUGAACAUGUGGAUACUAAAUCAGGCGUCAACGGAAGGAUCUCUAACGAGCAAAUUGUCAGCAGUCCUGAGGAUAACACGGCUUCGACGGACCGAGAGGCUCCAUGGAGUUCGACUCAUUCAUUCCAAUCAUCCCUCUCGUCUGCUACUACCGUUGACGAGAUCUUCUUCGACAUCAAAUCCUUUCGGGAUUCAAAAGGGGUUGAGGAUGGUCAGUUUGUCAUGACCAGGCCAGCGUCGGCCGCCAUACACUUGGCUCGAACCCGAUCAAAGCGUGCCGGUCCUACAUAUCGGAUUCGACGCCCGGAAGAUGCGCCCUCUGACGAAGUUGACGAACCCUCGACGCCACUUCCUCCACCUAUGCCAUCAGCGACCUUGUCCGUUAUUUCGGCUGGCACCACCAAACAUACCUCUGUCAACACGGCAUAUUUCGAUGAAGCCAUUGCCGCGGUUGAAUUGCUCACAUCGCCCACCGCCACAGCCGAGUCCGAGAGGAUUCUCCCCAUCACCUUCGCCUCCCCUCGGCCUGGCAUUUUUGCUCACAAGGAACCAUCUGGUGCCGCCCCAUCGACGGAUACGUCGUCGCCUAGUGCCAGAAAUCAAUCGACCGAUCCUUUAACGAGCCAUGCAAACCUUACUCGGGAAGAAGUCGGCCAGCUGAUUCCUUCGCCCGUUACCGAAGUCAGGGAGGAUCUCUCACAGUACAGUGCCUCUGAAUACACAGUCACGCCGAGCUCCACACCAGUGCCGCCACAUACUCAACCCGAAGCGAAGAUCAGGGCUCUCGUAUCUCCCCAGAUUGCGGCUGCGAAACGAGUCGAUCGACCGAUUGACGACUCGCCGACCAUUCCCCAAGGUCCUCCCAGUCUACGACAUACGCCCACUGGGACGUCAUCACCAGCGUCAGCCGAUGACAAGCCACCGCCAGUGCCGACGAAGGAUGCGAAAUACAUCCCUCUGUCGAAAUAUGCCGCAAAGAACACUGUCUUCAAGAUCGAGCAAGCGGGUAUCACACCCACCAGACCACUCCGGACCAACACCGACAGUAGCUUUAAUGUCAGCCAUCCUCCACAGGCUGCGACGCCAGGAAACAAGGAACGAUCCGCGACUCUCCCUUCAUCUCUACGCCCUCCCCGUCCGCCUGCUGAGGCAUCGUCGCCGUCCUCGGCCCUCCGAGGUCUUGAGAAGACCGUUCCGCCACCGCCAUCUUCACGUUCUAAUCCUCGCUCCGCUCAACCGGCACCAAUCAAAGCAGAAGUGGCCGUUGCCCGCACCAUUUCCUUGUCUCGCAAACAGAGCGCCCGUGUCCAUGUUCCUGGACCCAAACUUGGUGUUCGCCGCGCCGAGGCUGCCGCGCGUCAACAGCGACGACAUUCGCACCAACAAAAGCGAAGUGAGUCAGAACCACCGAAGCCGUCGAUGAUGGGGGGUCAUCGCCACCGCCGCACAGGGUCUAGGUCUGUGUCUAAGGACAAAAUCAUGUCUUUUAUCCGCGGCGAACAGUCUGACUCGGAUAAGGAGAAGGAACGUCAGAGGGAAAGGGAGAGAGAGAAGGAGAGGGCCAGACUGCAGAUCGAGAAGCAGGUGGCCAUUAGGGAGAAAGCCAAAGAGAAAGAAAGGGAGAAAGAGCGAGAGAAAGAGAAGGACCGAUCAAGAGAAACGCCCGUCGUGACCCGCAUUCACGACAACGAUGAUGACGACAGCAACGAUCUUUCGCCGCAAACUCGAAAGUGGGAGAUGAUCGAUAAAAGCAAGUGGGAGAUUCUGGAGAAGAAGGCAUAUUCCCCCGUCGUGGUGCAGGCCCAGCGCGGACACCGGCCUGGCUUGAGUGUCGGCGUGGUCGUGGAGGAUGUAUGA